UGCUUUGAAUUCCAUUAGGGGAACCUGCCUGAGAGGAGCGCGCAUUUCUUAUGUGGAGUCUCCACUGGCAAGGGUGCCCCUAAUUUCUGUUGUUCCCAUGGCAUCUUCUGGGCAUACAGAUUCCCCACAUGCUUAGGCUAGACCCCCAGCCUCACUUCCUCUCCUGUUCUCAUCCUGUCAUCCCUCUUCUUCCCCAGAAUGCACGAGGGGAUUGCUCAGGCUAUAGAGGAAGCACUGAACAGAGUGGCAGCUAAUACCCCUCCCUGCUCGGUGACACAGUGACUAAGGUUCAGCAGGGCCACAUGCUGGGUCCUGGUCAGCUUGUUCCUGUGGUCAAAGUGUUGGGUAGGGACCCAGGCCUAGGGUGCUAACUCCUCAAACUGGAGUUCUAGUGAGCUGAGUGCCUGUCUGGUUCAGCGUCUGGGUGUGUGUAGGACCACUGCAGUGAGCUGCACGUCUCCUAGGAGAUCCAAUGCUGUGAGGUCAACUGAGCAGCUCUGGUGUUUGCUUAAAAAGCGUCUCAUUGAAACUGGUACUUAGCCAGGCCCCAGUGGUACAUCCCAACUACUUAGGAGGCUGAGGCAAGAGGAUCACAAGUUGAGGGUCAGCCUGAGCAACUUUGCAAGACCCUGUCUCAAAAUUAAAAAAAUAAAAUAGGAGCUAGGAUGUAGCUCAGUGGUAGAGGACUUGUCUAACAUGCUUAAGAUCCUGAUUUGAUUUUCCCAUACCAGGGCCUGGGGGGCUGGAGAUGUAGCUUAGUGGCAGAGCACCCCUAGGCUCAAUCCCUGUUAUUGUUAAAACAAAAAAAUUCUGGUACUUAAUACUCCAAAGUAGAGUUUCCCUGGGCUGGAGUUCUGUGUUUACUGCUUGCCCUUUAGCCUAGAGCCCUUGAGUGACCUGGUCCCUGCCCCCACCAUCAGGCUGUUCUGUCUGCCUGAAUCCACUCCUAUCCAGACUCUAGGGCCCACCAUAUAUGUGCCUGCCCAGGUAUGUCAGCCCCCUAUGUCUUAGCUGGAUUCUGUCUACCUUUCUCCAAUCCCACUUCUCCACAGCCUCCAGGAGGGUAUUUCUGAAUUUUUCUGAGGUGUCAUGUUCUGCUUCUCCUUUCUUUGUGCCCCUUGCGUGAGGAUACUGCCUCCUUCCUCUCCCACCUUCAGCCACUCAGUACCACCCACCCAGUCCUCCAGCUUUCCCUUGCCUCUCCCACUUCUCCUACAGUGCUGUCCCUUGGUGCUCCAUGCAAACCAUUCCAGAAUCACCCUCCAUCUUUAUGAACUUGGGUACCAUCACUCUUCUAUAGCUCAAGUGCUAGUCAGCAUCCAUUCUAGAUGUUCCCCAGUACCCUGCCUGGCCACUUCCAGCAUUUCCUGCAUCAGUUGUGAUUGUGUGUGUCCUCUAGAGCACCUUCACUUCCCCCUCAGGGCCCAUCAUGAAAGAGGUAGUUCACUAAAUGUUUGUGGAAUGAAUAAGUCUGGGGCAAAGAGAGCCAUGAUUGUUGCUGACCCCUCUGUCCAGUGACCAGAAAUGGGAGAGAGAGCCAGGAAGGGAGGUUUAGCUCCCAGUGUUGAUGAGUGUUAAGAUGUAGUCACCAAGGCUAACUCUGUGGUUCUCUUUUUGUCACAUGAGAGUUUGUUUUCAAAUCCAACUGUCUGGGAAAGUCAUGAUCUCUACGUAAGAGGUGAGAAAUGCAGAGUUCUCAUGACUCCCUGGAUUCUGAAGCAGUGUUUUGGGACAGCUUUAUGGUAUUGAGAAAUGGAUCCUGAAUUUGCCAAGGAGAACACUGAUCAUAUAGGGUGACCUGUACCUCAGAGGGAAUUGGCAACUGUGGGGAGGGCUCCUGGACCCUAGAGGGUUCAGCAGACUAGGGUCAUCCUUCCUGUGCAAGAGGAUCCUCCAGUACUUGUCUGAAUCCCACUUUCCUCAUCUGUGAAUUAGAGCAAAUACCUGAACCAUCCAGCUGAACUCACAGUUAGAGGUGGACCAUGAAGCCAAGUGACUGUAUGGCCAGCAGCGGUGAAAUUUGUUCUGCAGCUUCCAGAGAUGGGGGGUAGUCUACUCGCACAGAGGCACCAGCCUUGGUCCUGGGAAUCUUCCGCACCACUGUUGGAUUGACCCCAGCAUUGGCCCACUGGGGCAUCACUCCUGGACACUCCUGAGCAUCUGCUGAGUGCCAGGCCUGGACCCUGAGGAGCAGUUACAGUGGGAAAGCCCUGGAAACAUCAGAGCGGCCCUGGUGUGCCACACUGGCAGAGUGCUUCCUAUAAACAGUCCUAGUUAAUCCUCACAACAAAAACAUCAGAUGGAUCAUACCCUUCUCUGCUUCCCAUUGGGCUUAGAGUAAAACCCGGACUCCUCCUCUGCAUGCCCAGUCCCUGAGCACAGUCUCCCUGCUCUUGGCUGCCCUGCCAGCUGCAUUGUUCUCUCCCUGGAGCUCCUUCCUGCCUUCGGGCCUUGACAGAAGCCUUUUUAGCUAUCCCCAGAACCCUUUCCAUGGCUUUUUUCCUGGCUGCCUCCUUAUCUCUGUGGCUCAUAUGUCAUUUCUCAGGAGGUAUCCAAACUGCAGACCCUUUGUAAAGUUGCCAUUGCCACGCAGGUACUCUGUGGGGAGCCCCCACAGUCAGAAACUGACACUACUCUAGCUCCCAGUCUCACAGGGUGUCAAGUGGAACUUUUCUUACUUUCCUGGAACUGCCAGUGAGGCCCAAAGCUAAGGACAAAGGCAGUGCUUCUACCAUUCCAAGCUCAGGAAGCUGCAGACAGCUGGGGCUGGCCGGAGCUGCUACCUGGAGACCCAGCCCUGGGAGACCCCUGCUGUGAACUUGAGGAGGGGUGUUUCAGAUGAAUCUUCUAGAAGCAAGAGAACCUGGAGUGAUGUAGUCAUUUGCCAAAUCUCACUGAAGCUUAUCCCUUUGACAUCUUCAGACACUUGUGCUGUCCCAGGCAGACAGGGUGUGGGAUGGCAGACAGGUUAGCAAGCAAACUCUAUAGAGGGGUCUGGAGGAUCUAGCUACUCUUUACGCCCAUCCUGGCAGCCUGGGGCCCUUCUCCCUGGCAUACCAACACCAUGGAUUCCCCAGGGUACAACUGCUUUGUGGACAGAGACAAAAUGGAUGCUGCAAUCCAGGACCUGGGGCCAAAGGAACUAAGCUGCACUGAGCUGCAGGAGCUAAAGCAGCUGGCACGCCAGGGAUACUGGGCUCAGAGCCACGCCCUGAGGGGAAAGGUGUACCAGCGUCUGAUCCGGGACAUCCCCUGCCGCACAGUCACACCUGACGCCAGUGUGUACAGUGACAUUGUGGGCAAAAUUGUGGGCAAGCACAGCAGCAGUAGCCUGCCCCUGCCAGAGUUUGUGGACAACACCCAGGUGCCCAUCUAUUGCCUGAAUGCUCGGGGCGAGGGUGCCGUGCGCAAAAUCCUCCUGUGCAUUGCCAACCAGUUCCCUGACAUCUCCUUCUGCCCUGCCCUGCCAGCCGUAGUGGCCCUGCUACUUCACUACAGCAUUGAUGAGGCUGAAUGCUUCGAGAAAGCCUGCCGCAUCCUGGCUUGCAAUGACCCCAGCAAGAAGCUAAUUGACCAGAGUUUCCUGGCCUUUGAGUCAUCCUGUAUGACAUUUGGGGACCUGGUAAACAAGUACUGCCAGGCGGCCCACAAGCUGAUGGUGGCUGUGUCAGAGGAUGUCCUGCAGGUCUACUCUGACUGGCAGCGCUGGCUGUUUGGAGAGCUGCCCCUCAACUACUUUGCCCGUGUCUUUGAUGUCUUCCUGGUGGAAGGCUACAAGGUGUUAUACCGCGUCGCUCUGGCCAUCCUCAAGUUCUUUCACAAGGUGAGAGCUGGUCAGCCUUUUGAGUCAGACAAUGUAAAGCAGGACAUCCGCAUGUUUGUCAAGGAUAUUGCUAAGACGGUGUCCCCUGAGAAGCUGCUAGAGAAAGCAUUUGCCAUCCGUCUCUUCUCCCGCAAGGAGAUCCAACUCCUGCAGAUGGCCAAUGAGAAAGCACUGAAGCAGAAAGGUAUCACGGUCAAGCAGAAGAGGCAGUUUGUGCACCUGGCCGUCCAUGCAGAGAACUUCCGCUCUGAGAUUGUCAGCGUGAAGGAGAUGAGAGAUAUCUGGUCUUGGGUCCCUGAGCGGUUUGCCCUUUGCCAGCCCCUUCUACUUUUCUCCUCAUUGCAGCAUGGGUACAGUCUAAGCAGGUUCUAUUUCCACUGUGAGGGACACGAACCUACCCUCCUGCUCAUCAAGACCACACAGAAGGAGGUGUGUGGAGCUUAUCUAUCAACAGACUGGAGUGAGAGAAACAAGUAUGGAGGCAAACUGUCCUUCUUCGGAACUGGAGAGUGCUUUGUAUUUAGGCUGCAGCCAGAGGUGCAGCGUUACGAGUGGGUAGUCAUCAAGCACCCAGAGCUUAUCAAGCCGGUACCCUGCACAUCCUCCCACUCCAGCUGUUCAGACCCAGCUGACCGACUCUCACCAUUCCUGGCAGCUCGGCACUUCAACCUGCCCUCCAAGACUGAGUCCAUGUUCAUGGCUGGGGGCACUGACUGCCUCAUCAUCGGGGGAGGGGGUGGCCAGGCGCUCUACAUCGACGGGGACCUGAACCGGGGCCGCACGGGACACUGCGACACUUUCAACAACCAGCCCCUCUGCUCAGAGAACUUCCUCAUCGCUGCUGUGGAGGCCUGGGGCUUCCAAGACCCUGAUACCCAGUGAUGGGCCUGCGCUGAUGGUGACUGAGCUGCCUCUGUGGGGUGGUGGGGUAGAGGCUGGGUCACCUCUUCCAGGAGCAGGGAGUGAAACCCGCCCCUAGGUGGUGAGCAGUAUUGGCCUGCAGCUGGAUUACCAUGGCCAAGCCUGGCCAAGCCUGCUUGGACUAGCUGCUCCUUCUACUUGGAAGAGGCUCCCUGAUCCCACCUGCCUCUGGGUUAGAGCUCAGGGGGCUCAGGCCAGCACAGUGCUUGCAUAGAAGGCACACUCCUUCCCAAUUGAAGGCCAUGGCUCUCUGUGGAGGAAUCUGCCCAAGGCUAUAUAGGUUGGGGAUCUACAUCUUGCUGCCACUGGGGCUUCAGGCCCUGAUGAGGGGGAUGGAAAGACAGAGGAACCUUCCACCAAGUGUGUAGCUGUGGUGCCCCCUACUGGUGCUGCAAGGUGUCACUCCCCUCUGGAGGGGACCUGAUGUCUCCCAAGGAUUGGUCCUGAGAACAGGUGCCCUUGGCACUGUUCCCCGGUAGGAUCCCACUUCCCUCCCCAAGAGCAUCUCCCCAGGCCUCUGGUCAAGUCCCUCCUUCCCUGGGGGUCUCCUCUCCAGCAGUAACUCCACUCUGAGACUUUGCUGGGCUACAUUUGCUACUGUAGAGUGGGAAAGCGGAGGGCAGGAUUUGUGCUGAGACCCAUUGCUCCCCUAUUCCCCUAGAGAGGGUCAAAGGCCGGUGGGGUGGGGGCUGGAGGGAACGUGACAUGUCCUUGUAUUUCUGCAGAGCCUGAAGCUCUUGGUGGGCCUUUCCUUGCUGCAAGUCCACCUGAAGAGGUGGCCCCAGAAGGGACUUUCUUUGAUCAACCUCCCAAACAGCC
Molecule: messenger RNA, 5563 nt
Organism: Marmota flaviventris (yellow-bellied marmot)
Lineage: Eukaryota; Metazoa; Chordata; Mammalia; Rodentia; Sciuridae
Gene: Tbc1d24
Product: TBC1 domain family member 24
Source: RefSeq, a predicted model, not a curated record